GUGGAAUUUGACCUUAAUAUAUAAAGGGAUUCUUCACACCUGCAUGGCCCCAUGUUCAGACAACAUCUGAGCAAAGCUGGUGAGAAGAGCAAAUUAAACCUUCCUAGGGAAUUUCACCUGCUCAAUAGGCCUAAUACUGUAGCCACUGGCGUCAACUGCACUGCAGGGAAUACAUCACAUCUCUCUAUGUGAGACAGAUGCACGUAUAUCUAUCAUUCUCUGUAGGGAUAGACAGAUGGUCAUGUACCUUUAUUUGCUAUUUUUAUCACUCUCUCUGAUACUAUGGGAUAGUAUUAAAAUGGGAAAAAGUCAGUGAUGGUUAUGAAGGAGAUUAGAGAGAUACAAUGUCAGAUAGGAAAGUCAGUAUGAAAGUUUCAGAGUUCAUUUAAAUAGCUGACAGCCAAGAAAUAAAAAUGACACAAGAUGACAAAGCGCCAGGUUUAAUUUUUAAAGCAAAAAUUUACUGAACAUUUUCUACCGAUGCCCAGGCAAAUUUCCAUCUAUGCAGAGCCCUUCUCUUCUAUGGUGACACUGAAUACACGAUGUCAAGUAACACAGAGACUGAAACAAUGUUAAUAUCAGCUUUUGCCUUUUGGCCCGGCUCUCCCGGCCGGAGCCCUGCAACCCCGCCACCCCUCUCCCCCGGCUGGAGCCCAGGGACUCCGCAACCCUGCUCUCCCGGCAGGAGCCCCGCAAUCCCAUGGCUCUGCUCCCCCAGCCGGAGCCCCGCAACACUGCUCCCCCAGCCGGAGCCCCGCAACCCCACAGUCCCGCUUCCCCAGCAGAGUGUGGCAAGUCCCGUGGCCCAGCUACUGAGGCCGGAGCCCGGCAGCCCCGCUCUCCUCACCGCAGCCCAGCUCUCGAGGCCGGAGCCCCGCAAACCCGUGGCCGCGCUCCCCCGGCCGAGUGCUGCAACUCCCACUGUCCUUCUACCCCGGCCAGAGCCCUGCCACCCCGCUCUUUUGGCCAGAGCUCCGUCACCCCGCGGUACCACUCCCCUGGCCGGAACUCUGCAACCCCACCGUCCUGCUCCCUCUGCCGGAGCCCAGGGACCCACGGCCCCUCUAUCCUGGCCGGAGCCCCGCAAGUCCCGCGGCCCCUCUAUCCCAGCCGGAGCCCUGCAACACUGCAGCACCGCUCCCCUGAGCGGAGCCCUGCAACCCCGCAGUCCCUCCAACCCAGCCGGAUCCCAGGGACCCCGGCUGGAGUGCAGCAACUCCCGCUGCCCGCCACCCAGGCCGGAGCCCCAAAGCCCCGCUCUCAAGGCCAGAGGCCCACAACCCUGCCGUCCCGCUCUCCCGGUCGGAGGGCCGCAGUCCCGCACACCUGCGGUCCCACUUUCCCGGCCAAAGGCCUGCAAACCUGCGGUGCUGCUACCCCAGCUGGAGCCCCACAACUCCCGCAGUCCCGGCCCGCCCGGAGCCCCGCAACUCCUGCGGUCCCCGGCCCGGAGCCCCGCAACUCCUGCGGUCCCCGGCCCGAGCUCAAGCCCCGCAACUCCUGCGGUCCCGGCCCGAGCUCAAGCCCUGCAAGCCCGCAGUCCCGGCCAGGAGCCCUGGCCGGAGACCAACAAACCAGCGGUCCCAGCCCGGAGCCCCAGCCUGUAGCCCCGCAACUCCUGCGGUUCGGGCCAGAGCCCCGGCCCGGAGCCCCGCAACUCCUGUGGUUCGGGCCAGACCCCCGGCCCGGAGCCCCGCAACUCCUGCAGUCCCCGGCCCGAGCUCAAGCCCCACAACUCCUGCGGUCCCGUCCCGAGCCCCGCAAUCCCUACGGUCCCCGGCCCAGAGCCCCGCAACUCCUGCGGUCCCGGGCCGAGCUCAAGCCCCGCAACUCCUGCGGUCCCAGCCAGGAGCCCUGGCCCGAGCCCCGCAACUCCUGCAGUCCCCGGCCAGGAGCCCUGGCCCAAGCCCCGCAACUCCUGUGGUCCCCGGCCCGGAGCCCCGCAACUCCUGCGGUCCCGGCCAGGAGCCCUGGCCCGAGCCCCGCAACUCCUGCGGUCCCGGCCAGGAGCCCUGGCCCGAGCCCCGCAACUCCUGCGGUCCCGGCCUGGAGCCCUGGCCCGAGCCCCGCAACUCCUGCGGUCCCCGGCCUGAGCUCAAGCCCCACAACUCCAGCGGUCCCCGGCCCGGAGCCCCGCAACUCCUGCGGUCCCCGGCCCGAGCUCAAGCCCCGCAACUCCUGAGGUCCCGGCCAGGAGCCCUGGCCCGAGCCCCACAAAUCCUGCGGUCCCCGGCCCGGAGCCCCGCAACUCCUGCGGUCCCCGCCUGAGCUCAAGCCCCACAACUCCUGCGGUCCCCGGCCCGAGC
Messenger RNA from Gopherus evgoodei (Goodes thornscrub tortoise), 2306 nucleotides. RefSeq names its product proline-rich protein 2-like. The transcript is spliced from 4 exons. The record is from RefSeq and is a predicted model, not a curated record. Lineage: Eukaryota; Metazoa; Chordata; Testudines; Testudinidae. Bases 701 to 2182 code for a protein of 493 amino acids.